AUUCUGGCGAUUCAAAGGGCGCCGCCGUGGUGUCUGCUUCUGCUUGCACCUUCCUCCCUCCUCCUUCUGCAACAGACACCCGCCCGGCCAUGGCCUCCAUCGAUCCCCCGACCAUCCACUAUGACCGAGCAGAGUACAUCGAGACGGACACUGGAAACAAAGUCAGCCGGAAAUCAGUGAUCUGUGGCAGCCAGAACAUCGUCCUGGGUGGCAAGACCGUCAUCCAAACCGACUCCGUUGUUCGCGGCGACCUGCGGCGAUCCGGUGCUGGCUCGUCCGUGGUUGUGGCGAUCGGUCGAUACUGCCUGUUAGGUCACAAGUCCGUCAUCCGGCCGCCCUACAAAACUUACAAAGGCAUUUUCAGCUAUUACCCGAUGAAGAUCGGCGACUAUGUUCACAUCGGCGACAAUACGAUCGUUGAGGCUGCCAACAUCGGCAGCCACGUCCGGAUCGGCAAAAACUGUGUGAUUGGCCGGUUCACCAUCAUCAAGGACUGUUGCGAGAUCCUGGAUAACACCGUCAUCCCUCCCAACAGCGUUAUUCCGUCGUUCUCGGUCUACAGUGGAAAUCCAGGGGUAUUGGUGGAUGAGCUGCCCGAGUGCAUCGAGGAGCUUUUCGAGACCCAGGCAAAAUCUUUUUACCAUGAACAGUUCCUGGGCAGAUAGAGUCUCGACUGGGCACUGCAGGCAAUCGGCCUCUGACAAUAUAUAGCUUGGACAAGAAAAUCGGGCACCCGAGUAUCCGCUUCGUCGUUGUCUCUGGCGAGUGGCUCGCCUGUAAGAUGUCAUUGACUUGGCGUCGCCCUUGCUGCCGCCAGUUGUCGUGAAUCGAGUGUUCAUUUGAUUUUGCAGGUUCAAGAUCCUGUGAGAUUCGGCGGAUUGUGGUGCACCAACCACACCCACUGAAGUAUGAACGUACCCGCAGUGCAGGCUUUGCUGCGACGGAAGCGUGAUUGUGU
Messenger RNA from Polychytrium aggregatum, 958 nucleotides. Its product is annotated as dynactin subunit P25. The transcript is spliced from 6 exons. NCBI's taxonomy places the organism in Eukaryota, Fungi, Chytridiomycota, Chytridiomycetes, Polychytriales. The record is from RefSeq and is a predicted model, not a curated record. Bases 90 to 665 code for a protein of 191 amino acids.